ACCACUCAGAGAAGACCACUGAUUUCACUUGACUAACUGUAUUGGACUUUAAGACUUUGUCACCCUCCAGGCGAUGGACAGCAGGAUCAGACCGCUCGGCCUGGCCGGGCACACCGCCUCCCCUCUCGGUGGCUUGCAGGUGCCGCCUUCCCUCUUGCGCCCUCCGCCUCUCUUCCUCCGGGCUUGCAACCCCGCGCUGGAGAGGGGAUACCCCCGCACCCCGAAGUGCGCCCGGUGCAGGAACCACGGCGUGGUGUCAGCACUGAAAGGCCACAAACGCUUCUGUCGCUGGAGGGACUGCGUGUGCGCAAAGUGCACUCUGAUCGCGGAGAGGCAGCGGGUGAUGGCCGCGCAGGUGGCGCUGAGGAGGCAGCAGGCUCAGGAGGAGAGCGAGGCCCGGGAGCUCCGGCUCUUGUACCCCGGCUCGGGGAUCGGUGGGGAGACAGGGAUGCCCCAGGCGUCACCCGUAGGCCCCGGGGUGCCAGCAGCUGCCAGCAGCACUCCAACAGCUCCAAGUUUUGAUGUUUUUGGAGCAGAGAACCAAAAAAAUGAUGACAAACUGAGCAAGUACAACUUUUAUAACGGAUACGUGGGUCGACCCCUGUUUGCACCCCACACCGCACGCCUGCCCUCUCCAAAUGACAAGAAAGACCUGUCUCCAAACCAGGACACCACCGCUUCAUUUAACGACGACAGCGCAAGUGCGUCUCCAGCGUUUGACCAGCGCUCAGACCACUUGGAGAGCCCACAGAGGUCACUUUCCUCCUCGGAUCCAGACUCAGGCAGCGAGUCGGAGAAGCCCAGGGACUACCCGAGCCUGGAGCGGGACCCCACUGAUAUCAUAGCCAAGAUCUUCCCCCAUCAGAAACGGGACACCCUGGAGUCUAUGGUGAGAACAUGCAAAGGCGACAUCGUCAGAACCAUUGAACUGGUGUUGAGCUCCAAAGAGAGCAAACUAGACUGUGAUGGCUCGUCUCUCUCUAAUCACUCCAACGCGCUCAGGCCUUCUGUUGGACUGCCUGGAGCGCUCGGUGCUCUGGGGAACAAGUCUGCCUUCUCCCCGCUCCACAUGCCGCCGACGGCCGCCGGGGGAGACAGUCUGUACGGACUCAGCCCCCGCCUGGGUGUCAGCCCCCUGAGGCUGGCCUAUUCCUCUGCCAGCGGCGGGAUGGCAGGUUUCAUGUCACCAUACAUGACAUCCGGACUGAUGCCAGUGUUCCCACUGCGUCCUCCCUUGGACUCAUAUCCCUUCCCGGGCAUCCGAGACUUUUCUUACCUUCAGAGCAAGGAGUCUCUGUGCAGCACAGGUCUUUACUCCAGACUCAACAGUGAAAAAUGACAAUAUAAUAAUUAAAAAAUGUUAUACUUAAGUGAACCUUAUUGUAAAUUGACUUUUGGAUUUAUCUUUAAAUCGCAUUUCAAGUGCCUCAGACCAUGUGCUGAUUGAAAUCACUGCAUUCUGACAAUUUCUGUUUCAGACUUGUUUUUUUAUAGUGUAAAUGUUGUAACGGUUUUUAAUAUGAAUAAAACU
This is a messenger RNA of Epinephelus lanceolatus (giant grouper), 1531 nucleotides long. Its product is annotated as doublesex- and mab-3-related transcription factor A1-like. Gene Ontology annotation, molecular function: RNA polymerase II cis-regulatory region sequence-specific DNA binding; DNA-binding transcription factor activity, RNA polymerase II-specific; protein binding. Gene Ontology annotation, biological process: sex differentiation; regulation of transcription by RNA polymerase II. The record is from RefSeq and is a predicted model, not a curated record. Lineage: Eukaryota; Metazoa; Chordata; Actinopteri; Perciformes; Serranidae. Gene Ontology annotation, cellular component: nucleus.